Cucurbita maxima (winter squash) is the source of this 1681-nucleotide messenger RNA. RefSeq names its product cytochrome P450 71A25-like. NCBI's taxonomy places the organism in Eukaryota, Viridiplantae, Streptophyta, Magnoliopsida, Cucurbitales, Cucurbitaceae. Gene Ontology annotation, molecular function: monooxygenase activity; oxidoreductase activity, acting on paired donors, with incorporation or reduction of molecular oxygen; heme binding. The record is from RefSeq and is a predicted model, not a curated record. Bases 66 to 1571 code for a protein of 501 amino acids. The transcript has 2 exons.
UCUCACAGAUAUUAUUUCCUUCUAAGAACACCAAAAUCUUCAAUUUCUGAAAUUUCUGGAUUCAAAUGGAAGGUGAUCUCCUUGUUGCGUUGAUUGGUCACCCAGUUUCCGUCGCUGGUUUCAUUGUCCUCUUCAUCUGGCUUUUGUUUCGUCAAAAAUCUUCAUCACAAGAAGAACAAUCCUCGCCCCCAUCUCCACCAACAAAGCUUCCAAUUUUCGGACAUCUUUUGAAGCUUGGCUCCCAUCCUCAUAUCACUCUCCAGAGCUACGCCCGCCGCCAUGGCCCUCUGUUUCUCCUCCACCUCGGCUCCAAGCCCACCAUCGUGGUCUCUUCAUCCGAAAUAGCUCGUGAUGUCAUGAAAACCCACGAUCUUGUCUUUGCCAACCGACCCAAAUCGAGUAUUUCCGAUAAGCUUCUUUACAACGCCAGCGACAUAUCAGCUGCUCCUUAUGGCGAGUAUUGGAGGCAGAUGAGAAGCGUUGGCGUACUUCACCUUUUAAGUAACAAAAGGGUUCAAUCCUUCCGCUCUGUGAGAGAAGAAGAGGUCAAAUUAAUGAUCGAGAAGAUCCAACGGAACCCAAUAUCGGUGAAUUUGACUGAAACCUUCUCUGGACUGACCAACAACGUGGUUUGCAGAGUGGCUUUAGGGGCAAAAUAUGGAGUGGGAGAAGAUUGGAUUAAGUUAAGGUCUCUUCUAUUGGAAUUUCUGGAGUUGUUAGGGAGCUUUGGCGUCAGAGACUUCAUUCCUUGGCUGGGUUGGAUCGAUGGUAUCAGUGGGCUGGACGCCAAAGCAAAGCGGGUAGCCAAAGAGCUGGAUGUUUUCCUAGAUAGAGUGAUUCAAGAUCAUGUCGAUUCGGAAAACAGAGACGAGAAUUCUGAUAAGCACAUGGACCUGGUCGAUGUUCUGCUUUGGAUACAGAGAAACAACUCCAUUGGUUUCCCCCUUGAGAUGGAUAGCAUAAAAGCUUUAAUCUUGGACAUGUUUUCAGCUGGCACAGACACAACUUCCACAGUAUUGGAGUGGGCAAUGUCAGAAUUGUUCAAACACCCAGAAGCCAUGAAGAAAUUGAAGAGUGAGAUCAGAGAAAUAUCAGGCGAUCAGUACGUAAACGAAGAUGAUCUAGACAAAAUGCAUUACUUGAAGGCAGUAAUGAAGGAAACGUUGCGUCUACACCCACCAAUCCCACUUCUUGUCCCGAGAGAAUCGACCCAAUGCAUAAAGCUAAGGGGCUACGAUAUUAAACCCAAGACCCGAGUGAUGAUCAAUGCAUGGGCUAUUGGGAGAGACCCAGAAGUGUGGGAAGAAGCAGAGGAGUUUCGGCCAGAAAGGUUUAUGAACAGUUCGAUAGAUUUCAAGGGUCAGGAUUUUGAGUUAAUCCCAUUUGGCGCAGGGAGGAGAGGAUGUCCUGGAGUUGAGUUUGCAACGGUGAUAAAUGAGAUAGGUUUAGCAAAUCUGGUGCAUAAAUUUGAAUGGAUGUUGCCAAGUGGUGAGGAUUUAGACAUGACGGGGGCGUUUGGGUUAACCAUUCAUAGGAAACAUCCUCUUGUAGCCACGGCAACUCCUUGUUAGAGUGUUGGAGGCUUUAUUGCAUGUGUUUUUGUUGCCUUUUAUCUUUAUUGUAUCCAUUAUGAUUAUGUAGGCAGCCUAUUAAUGAGAACUGGACUCAAGAAUAUAGAACA